Messenger RNA from Exaiptasia diaphana, 1044 nucleotides. RefSeq names its product SOSS complex subunit C homolog. Gene Ontology annotation, biological process: DNA repair. Lineage: Eukaryota; Metazoa; Cnidaria; Anthozoa; Actiniaria; Aiptasiidae. The transcript is spliced from 5 exons. The record is from RefSeq and is a predicted model, not a curated record. Gene Ontology annotation, cellular component: SOSS complex; nucleus; nucleoplasm. The coding region runs from base 84 to 407 and encodes 107 amino acids.
UGAAGUUUCCUAUUAUUUUUCAAAUUUGUAGCAAAUUAACCGCUGUUUUCUUGGAUUAUUUGCAUCCAUAWUACCCUGAAAAGAUGGCUUUUCAACCUCAAGGAGGCCAAGAGAGUCAGAAUAGAAAGAUUUURCAGGAUUUGCAGGAAAGAAAGAGGCAAAUGAUGAGCCAACAGUCCACAGCCGCAAAUACAAGCUCCAUCAGUCCAGGAUCAAGUCAUGGUUCCAGACCCUCUGAUUCUGUGGUUUUACGCACUGAAAACCAUCAACUUACACUCAGUCAACGGCAAGCACUGGAGCAAGCCAAUACAGUGUCACCAGGAUACUACGUUACCCAAGAUUCAUUAUAUGGYAAUCUUAUACUACCAGUUAUCCCAAGACUUGAAAAUGACACGACACAAACCUGAUGAUUGGAUGAAGUUGCAUUAWAGSUUGGAAUAUUAUGCUGCCCAAGAUGCAUUGCYAGUUGGRUAACCAUUAAUYUACCCAGUCAAAUGGCUGACUAUUAAUAAAACAUCAAUGUCUUAGCCAGGUGAUGGGAAGAGCAUCUUGCAUUAUAAAGGCUAUUUUCCACAAUGGGACAGAAAAUCAUAUGAAAGAGAAUAUAAUAUCAUUGUGUGUGUAUAGCUCGAAUGCUCUGACCACGAUGAUCAAUUUGUACACAUAAAUCCUAAUUAACAUAAACUGAAAUUUGCAUAAUGGGCCCAGGGCAUUUGUCCAUUAGGGAAAUUAUUUCUCUUAGAGAAAUUGGAUUCUUGGUGAAUUGGAUUUUAGGUCUCACUGCAAAGGAAUUAGAUAAUAUAAUAAACUAUAUAGCAUUUUUUUUGGGGGGGGGGGGGGACUUUAGCAUUGAGUACUCACAUUUAACAAAUUGCUUAUGGUUUUGAGUUGUAUGUCCUCUUAAUGACACACUCUUGACGUCAUAAAAUGUUCAAAACUCAAGUGGACCCACGAGCGCAGCAAGAAAUGAAAAAUGUGACUGUGCAAUUUGUUUUUAUACCACAUUUUGUCUAAAUAUUAGCGAAAAACAUUCUUUCCUUUCAA